This is a messenger RNA of Prosopis cineraria, 864 nucleotides long. RefSeq names its product dirigent protein 6. The record is from RefSeq and is a predicted model, not a curated record. The coding region runs from base 47 to 589 and encodes 180 amino acids. Lineage: Eukaryota; Viridiplantae; Streptophyta; Magnoliopsida; Fabales; Fabaceae. The transcript has a single exon.
UCAAUUUCUGGGCGAAACUUUCCGAAAGGCCCAUUGAUGCAUAAGAAUGCUGUCAAGGGUCCUAUUCUGCACUGCGUUUUCUCUAGCAACAGUAGUAGUAAUUCUAUUGGCUUUGCUUUCACCUGCAUCCCACAAGAAGAGCCACCCAAGGGCAUGGCUGGAUCUGUCCUUGUACAUCCAAAAACCUCACAUACCACCCUCAAAUUCACGACCCCAACUUGGGGACAAGGGGGGUGCAUUCAUCUUCCAUCGUGUACUGACAGAAGGGCCCGACCAUAAUUCCAGGAUUGUUGGCAAAGCACAGGGCUUUAUAAUUCCUACGCAACAGUUUGCAUUAUCGGCAUUCAAUGUCAUAUACCUAACCUUUGAAACUCCAGAGCGUUCAGGUAGCCUGAGUGUGCAGGCCAGGGAGGCAGGUGAUAAGGGCAGUGAAGAAUUUACAGUAGUUGGAGGGACGGGGUCAUUUGCUUUUGCUCGGGGUGUUGCAGUUUUUACUGGCACAGAUAUGGGGUCAAGAGAAGUUGAUGCGAGUUAUUAUGUCAGACUUCAGCUUGAAUUUCCAAAUCAGUCUCCCAAGACGCCAGGGUGAUACAGAAUGCUAGUUCAUUUAGUUUGCGGAUUCCUUCUUACCAGUCGCCCCGCCAGGGUAUUCAAGCUCUUCCAGGAUCUCGCCAGCCAUUCACAAGUAAAUCACACAUUUUGAUACUUAACUAGCAAUGAACCCGUGCGUUGCACAGUAUGGUGGAACUCCUGUGAAGUUUUUUUUUUUUUUUUACAUGUAUUUUUUUAUAAUUAUGUUUUUAGAUAUGGCCAGUUUAUUUAUUUAUUUAUUGAUGUAGUUGAAAUGAUUGGGUAUACAAUUCG